Messenger RNA from Acyrthosiphon pisum (pea aphid), 2621 nucleotides. It is a transcript of the gene SPR, whose product is annotated as G protein-coupled sex peptide receptor. Bases 942 to 2138 code for a protein of 398 amino acids. Gene Ontology annotation, molecular function: G protein-coupled peptide receptor activity. The transcript has 7 exons. Lineage: Eukaryota; Metazoa; Arthropoda; Insecta; Hemiptera; Aphididae. Gene Ontology annotation, biological process: G protein-coupled receptor signaling pathway. Gene Ontology annotation, cellular component: membrane. The record is from RefSeq and is a predicted model, not a curated record.
AGCCACGGCGAUCACAAAACCUCAGUGUCUUGCCCCGUGCCGGCGACAUCCCUUCGCGCCCGUCCGCUGCACAAGUCGCAACGAACGGUUCUCCUCGCGUAUAUUUCCCGUACCUACACACGACUCGAAAAAAUACCAAGACAUUUUUUUUCCAGCAAAUCUUUAUUAUUAUUAUUAUUAUUGAAAUCAAUAAACAAUACUCGAUUCGGGAAAAAAUUUCAUUUAUUUUCCCAACACCUUUUUAACCGUUUCCCCCCCCGCGAUAUUUAGCCUUUUCGUCCGAUUUUCAGUCACCACCACGCCGUCGAUCGGAUCAACGGUCCAAUAAUCAUCAUCGUUAAUAUCCACGUCCCGUAUCUUGUUUAAUUAUCUGUCCACCAUCGUCUUUGUCGCACCCUGCCCGGAGAGGAGGGGCACCGCACAGGGCUGUCCGUCACCGCAACGCCAGAGACAGGAAGGCUGUACAUAUCUACUGUUCACACCGUCCAGACGAGGUUCGAGUGAAUCCAGUGAAUAUUUAAGAACUGUCUAGCCGACUGAAUCAAUCGCACAUGAACACGAACCGACACUAACUCGACUUUCGCGACUCCACCCACACACCCACACGCCGGACGUGGUUUUUUUCGAACCGCACUCCUCGGAGGAGAUCGCGCGAACUCGAACGCCGUCGUCGCUGCCGCCGACGCGCCAACACCGCUGCGGGACUCGACAUCGUCGUCACCUGCACACUCGCCACCAGCACUUCCUCAACCGACGGCGUUGGGUUACCGCCACGACAACUGGAACCGCGGUAUAUACCGCGAUGACGACGACGACCACCACAACCAUAACGACCAUCCGGUCGUAGAGGAGCAGGCGAGGUAUCUGAAGGAAGUGGUGCGCGGGGGAUCGGAAGCAGGAGAACAGUCAAAUAAGUCAUCGGCGGGGGCACGAACGAUCCGAUGAACGAGGAAAACUAUACGGCCGUGGUGCCCACGUACUUGACGGGCCUGUUCGACUUCAACGGAACGGUGGAGGGCGGCAACGAGACCGACGGCGGUGGCUAUCUGAACGUGACCACCGAGAUGCCUGUCCAGUACGCCAGGCCCAUGUACGGGUUCGUCAUGCCGUUCCUGUUGCUGGUGACCAUCGUGGCCAAUACUCUGAUCGUGGUCGUGCUGUCCAAGCGGCACAUGCGAACGCCCACCAACGUGGUGCUCAUGUCCAUGGCCCUGUCGGACAUGUUCACGCUGCUGUUCCCGGCCCCGUGGCUGUUCUAUAUGUACACGCUUGGCAACCAUUACAAGCCACUGUCGCCUGUCGAGUCGUGCUACGCGUGGUACGCCAUGAACGAGGUCAUACCAACGCUGUUCCACACCGCGUCCAUCUGGCUCACGCUCGCCCUGGCCGUCCAGAGGUACAUAUACGUAUGCCAUGCACCAGUGGCGAGGACAUGGUGUACAAUGCCACGAGUUCUUAAGUGCGUCGCCUGGAUAUCAGUAAUGGCAUCAUUACAUCAAUCGACCAGAUUUGUUGACAGAACAUACGAGCCAAUCAAAAUAUCAUGGAGAGGACAAGACUCGGUGGUCGUGUGUAGAAUGAAACACGCAUAUUGGGUUGAACAUUGGGUCACACUUGACGUAUACUUCACGCUGUACUAUGCGUUCCGUGUGAUCUUCGUGCACACUGGCCCGUGCAUAUCUCUGGUCGUGUUAAAUCUUUUACUGUUCAGGGCUAUGAGAGAUGCGCAAUUAAAAAGAGACAAAUUAUUCAAAGAGAACAGAAAGAACGAAUGCAAACGUCUAAGAGAUUCUAAUUGCACAACAUUGAUGCUCAUUGUCGUUGUGACAGUUUUCUUAAUGACAGAAAUUCCAUUGGCUGUAGUAACGGUGUUGCACAUAAUAUCAAGCAGUAUCAAAGAAAUACUCGACUAUUCGGUGGCCAAUCUGUUGGUGUUGUUCACCAAUUUCUUCAUCAUCGUCAGCUACCCGAUCAACUUCGCCAUUUACUGUGGCAUGUCCAGGCAGUUCCGGGAAACGUUCAAAGAGCUGUUCAUCAGAGGCUCGGUGCAGAUAAACCGUAAACACGGGGCCGGCGGCAGCUCCCGUUACUCGUUAGUCAACGGACCCAGGACAUGUACCAACGAAUCGCUUUUGUAAAUUCAUUACGACCGCUUAUAAUAUUAUUAAUAAUAUUAUUGUACAUGCGCACGAUCAAAUUUUAAACCCACCCGUCUGACAAAUGGGUACUCAUAACGUACCCAUUGCGAUUUAAGUAACCAGCCGAUAUGGGUAGUACCUAUCCCUAUAACAAAAAAAAAAAAAAGCAUACAAUAUUAUUUACUUACAGUUGUACAUAUUAAUAUAAUAAAUUAUACAUAUUAUACCUAUUAUACCGUUUUGGUGGAAGGAAAGGGGGAAGGGAUAAGAGUAAUUUUUACGCACAGUUCAUACUACCUAUAUAUUAUAAUUUAUAAUAUAUUAUAACAUAAUAAUAAAAGUUUUCAAAAUCAAAAAACAAUACAAGCGAUAUUUCUCAAAUCACAAUUUUCGGACGUUCAAAAGUCCCAUUCACAGCAAUAUUAUACAUCAAAAUCAAUUAAUGUUGAUACCGUUUAAAUAACCUAAAUUAUAAUAUAAAGU